GCACACACACGAACACGCGAGAAACCAUCUCUGCACUCUUUUUAUUGUCCAAGGUUUCAAAGCGUUUAUUCGGAAGAUAGUACUAUCUGUAAGGCCAACAUUUCGCUCGAUUCGAAUUUCCGUAACGACGAGUUUUCACGUGUUUCGGCGUACUGGCGAGAAGCGUAUCUUCAUUCAGUUUCUUCUCCCCUCCGCGUCGGUAACUUCUCACGCGCUCACUCGUUCCUGUCAUCGUCUGUUUCAACUGUCAUAGUCACUGCACUAACGCCAUCAACCCUUGGACGUUUUCCUUGUUUGCUUUUAGACGGUAAAUAAGAUUCGUUUGUUCCCUGCAUGGGAGGCAUUAAUUCCCGGACUAUGGACAUCGAACAUGAUCGAGGGUUGGCCGCUGUCUUGCAAUACUUGAUACGCAGCGGACAACUACACAUCGUACCCUCGGAUCACGAUGACUCGGACGAAGAAUACGUCGCGAAUUCGCAAUCUCCGAGAUUUACAUCCCAUUUACAUUUAUAUCCAAAUACAUCCAGAUUAGAUAGAAGCGAAAUCAGUCUAGCUACCAAACAGGCCUGUGGAUUUGUAAGCGAUAUCGAUAAGCGCAACAUUUCUGUCACAUCUAUGAUUCAAAGGAGGGCGCUGGGCCCUGGUUUCAGUACCGGAGAAAGAUGCAGAAUAAGCAGUAGUUUCUUGCCAAAUAAAAUGCACCAAGUAGCCAAGUACAGUGCUAAAGCGUUUUGCGGUUCUUACUCCAAAGACGGAAGAUUCUUUUUAACUGCCAGUCAAGAUAAAUUUCUACGCCUCUAUCGAACCCACGACGGAGACUUUUUAGAGUUCAAGACGAUUCUUGCAAGAGACGUCGGAUGGAGUAUCUUGGACACUGCUUUCAGUCCCGAUGGCAACUAUAUCGUCUAUUCCAGUUGGUCGGAAUGUCUAUAUUUGUGUCCUGUUUACGGAGACUCGUGCGCACAAGAAUCGUUGUCUCUGUGUCCGGUGGAUCGAAGGUUUUGCGUAUUUUCUCUUGUCUUUUCUAGCGACGGCCGAGAAAUUCUGGGUGGAGCAAACGACGGUUAUCUCUACGUCUACGACAGAGAAUGUCAUCAACGUGCCUUUAGGAUCGAAGGUCAUAACAAUGAUGUAAAUGCUGUUGUUUUUGCCGACAAUACAUCGCAAAUUCUAUACAGUGCCGGUGACGACGGUCUUUGUAAGGUGUGGGACAGGAGAACGUUGAAUGAAACGGAUCCACAUCCAGUGGGAGUUUUAGCCGGUCACAUGGAUGGCAUAACGUACAUCGAUCCUCGAGGCGACGGCCGAUAUCUCAUCACAAACAGCAAAGAUCAAACGAUCAAACUAUGGGACGUACGUGCGUUUUCGGAUCGCAACGGUGAAUUGAAUACACGCAAAGCUGUCGCGAAUCAAACUUGGGAUUACCGAUGGCAACGAGUACCAAAGCGAAUACAUAAAGCGAAGCAUAUGUUGGAAGGUGACACGAGCAUUAUGACCUAUCGUGGACACUCGGUUCUUCAGACGCUGAUACGUUGUCACUUUUCCCCUUCCUCGAUUACCGGUCAGAGGUACAUAUAUACAGGAUGUGCCGCGGGACGUGUAAUAAUAUACGAUGUUUUAACGGGUCGAAUAGUCAGUACUCUGGUUGGACACAAAGGAUGUGUACGCGACGUCAGUUGGCAUCCGUUUCAUCAAGAGAUCGUUUCAACUUCUUGGGAUGGCGCGAUCGUCAGUUGGCGGUACGCCGGAAAAACAGCCCUCGACAAUUCUGAUUCGGAAGAAGAAAACGACACGGAAUCACCUCCGCGAACUUUAAGACGAAGUCAACGAAUAGCUGCUCAAAGGGCGAAACAUGCGGCAGCCUGUUGAGAAUCGUAGUCAUCUGGCGGGUAACUGGAUCUUCUCGGAAUCAAUUCAGUCUUUUCGUUCCUACGGGGAAGGAGUUAGUGCUCGAUAUUUGUCGACAGGAUAUUUUUGUAUCGAUCAGUGUUGCACAUCGACAUUCAGGAGACUAACUUUCUUCUAUAAGACUGAGUUAUUACUGAUUGCACGCAGGCCUCUGUGGAGUCAACGUCGUGAUACUUUGCCCAUUGUCAUGGCACAUUAUCGAAAUAAGACUUAAAGACCGUUGAAAAUCUGACCAGAACAUAAUUCAUGCUAGAAAACUCAUUUUUGUCGACCCCGAUUUAUUAAUAUCGAACGUUGCUUCCCCUAGCCUCCUCCCUUUCUUUCGCUCUUUACCUUUUUCCUUCCUACCUUGGACAAUUGAUCCGUUGAACAGCAAGGAAAAUUUACGCAAUUGAAAACCGCGAUUCUUCCGUAACCGAAAGGUUACCAAUCUUUUCGUUUCGCGUGCUGCUUCGAUCGAAGGAAAAAGGCGUUCUACGAGUAACAAGAGUAUUAUUUUUGUAACCGUUAGAAAUUUUCAUUCUUGUUUAUUAUCAGGAUCCAUGAGAAAACGUUGAUUCAGUGUAUGCGACACGUUGAUAGCGUUUCGCGAGUAGCGACAGACGAAACCAGGAACGAGGUAAAGAAAGAGAAGAGUUGAGAAAGAUGUCCAUUGUUUCUACGAGACGUAGCUAUGUUUCAAACAGAUUAGAAGUGAAAAUGAUCGUACGUCAAUUUACACGAUGCGUGGUCUAUAAGGUAUCUUUAAGUUUUGCGACCCAAUUCCCAAAAAUGUAUAUACAUAUAUGUACACACACGGGCGCGCGUGUUCGUACACGGACACGGCAAACACGAUUCAUGCACACGCGCGCGCGCGCACGACUCGUACACACACACACACACACACACGCAGACACACACGAAUCCGUGCGCGUAUACUUACGG
Nomia melanderi (Alkali bee) is the source of this 2832-nucleotide messenger RNA. Its product is annotated as DDB1- and CUL4-associated factor 11. The record is from RefSeq and is a predicted model, not a curated record. Gene Ontology annotation, cellular component: Cul4-RING E3 ubiquitin ligase complex. Gene Ontology annotation, molecular function: protein binding. Lineage: Eukaryota; Metazoa; Arthropoda; Insecta; Hymenoptera; Halictidae. Gene Ontology annotation, biological process: proteasome-mediated ubiquitin-dependent protein catabolic process.